This is a messenger RNA of Cotesia congregata, 576 nucleotides long. NCBI's taxonomy places the organism in Eukaryota, Metazoa, Arthropoda, Insecta, Hymenoptera, Braconidae. The record is from the annotation of a GenBank genome assembly.
AUGGGACUUUUGUAUUCUCCGUCUCCACCUAAAGUUUGGGUGUCGCCGGUGUCGCAGCUUUUCCGAAAUCAUGGAAAACUCAACAAUUGGAACGUGGUUGAUAGAUACAUCCACUAUGAUGUGAUUAUACCACGAGCUUGGUUGAAUUUGUGUGGUCCAAAUGGGAUCUACGAUCUAGUUGACUAUAUCAGGAUGGAAUUACAAAAUUUGGUUGCUGAACGAGUAUUAUCAACCUCCCGAUCAUCUACAUUCAAAAUGCGUGCGACUAUAAUACAAAUACGGCAUGAUCUUCAAGCUUGGUGGUUCAGGUUGUUCGGUAUAAAUAAUAUUACUGACCGAAGAUAUUACUCAUUGGGGUUUUAUGCCACCCACAUUUUUCUGAAUUUAAAUAAUGUUGAGAUUGAAAGUAGUGGGGGUAAUUCAAGAUCAUCAGCAUCAGUAUCCCAACCAUCACCACCACCACCACCACCACCACCACCACUAGAACUGUCAACAGCUGAAUGUGAAAGAAGAACAACGAGAUUAUUUUUAUUGAACGAAAAUUCGAUGGGGUUACGCAGCAUAAUUCCCCAAUGA